AUGAAUUAUGCAAAAAAGAAAAUAUGCCUUUCUAUGGUUAUGCGAGCCAAAGAAGAGCGUCGCAAUCGAUUCGGUGUAAAUUCGUUAGAUUAUGACCCCUAUCAAAAGAGACUUUAUACAGCUGGCAGAGAUUCUAUCAUUCGUGUAUGGGACACAAAGCGUCAAACAGAUCCGUAUUUACAAAGCAUGGAACAUCAUGCCGAUUGGGUUAAUGAUAUAGUCCUUUGUUGCGAAGGCGAAUAUCUUAUCUCGGCAUCUAAUGAUACAACUGUCAAAGUGUGGAAUGCUAGGACUGGAUUUUGCAUGUCCACUCUUCCCACGCAUAAGGACUACGUCGUGGUUUUGGCGUAUGCUCAACAUAAGGAAGAGGUUGCCAGUGCGGGUCUAGAUCAUUCAAUUUUCCUGUGGGACGUUAACACACUUCGCAAUUUAACACCGAAAAAUAACACUGUUACAACAUCUUCAUUUUCGGAUGAAAAGGAUAGCAUAUAUAGUCUGGCUAUGGAUCCAGCCGGUUCUAUUUUAGUAGCUGGUAGUCCAGAUAAGCUUAUCAGAAUGUGGGAUCCAAGAACUUGUCAACCGAUUGGUCAGCUUCGAGGACACACAGAUAAUGUGCGAGCUCUUUUAAUUCGCCCAGAUGCCCAAGAAAUUCUCUCAGGAAGUUCGGACGGUACAAUUAAACUGUGGAAUGUUGGAAUGCGAAGGUGUACGGAAACAAUACGAAGACAUUCUGAGGGCGUAUGGACUUUACAGACGAAUCCGUCUUGGACUGAAGUGUAUUCAUCCGGCAGAGAUAAGAAUAUAUUUGCAACGACACUCCGCAAUACAGAUGAUUCUUUCCUUAUUGGGAGGGAAUCUAACCCUGUCUUGAAGCUUCUCUAUGUGGAAAACUCAGAUGGACCUCAUCUUUGGGCAUCAACUAGUGGAACUGACGUUAAAUGUUGGCCGAUCAAUGCACCAAUCAGAAGAGCCCCUCGUCUUUCCUCGCAUCGAAUUGCCAGUCAUUCUGUUGAUUCGGAUCCCCUUUGUGCAUCACCAUGGACUCGAGAUCAUUCGGAAACUCCUUCGGAACAACGCCUACUGCAUCUCACUGUCCCUACCUCUGUACCUACAUUUAUAAUUAAAGGCGGUAAUCCCAUUGUUCAAUAUCAUAUUUGCAGUGAGAAGCGUUUUAUCGUUACUCGCGAUGCUAAUAAUCAGGUUGCAAUCUAUGACGUUCUACAGGCUAAAAUUGUGCAAAAUCUCGGUCAAGUGGAUUUUGAUGCUGUAGUGAAAGAGCGAGAGAAGUUUAUAUAUGUCCCCAAUUGGUUCUCUGUUGAUCUACGCUGUGGUUUCCCCAUUAUUCAUCUGGACAGUUCCGAUGCUCUGUCAGCCCACAUAACCCUCAAAGACGCUGGUUUCACUACACCCGAAGAUGCGGCUGAUCAGAAGAGUUAUAACUUCAACCCCUUCUUUACAGUCAAUUACGGUCAAUUAUUGCUGCAGGCCAUAUUCGAGAGCUGGCCAAAAGCUCAACUCUAUAGUGGAGACAGUACUUCUAAUCUAACGAGGGGAUAUGUUUCCCUACCUGAUCACAUUCCCAUUAUUCUGAGAAUCAAAGGUGAGUUAUCUCCUAAUCUGUGCUUUGUUUGCCUUUGCAGUGACUGUCGAGGACGAGCACUGGCUAGAUUCAUUGUGCGAGACACAGGUCUCUCGAAAGAGCAGCGCCUCCUUUGUGAACAUGUUCCAGAGUGGGUUACGGAUAUUGUAGUUCGACGCAAACCCAUCAAGGCUACCAAGAUACCUUUCUGUUUGACGCAAGACACCAAAAUCUCAAAUCCCAAAUCUAAAACGUAA
Molecule: messenger RNA, 1836 nt
Organism: Rodentolepis nana
Lineage: Eukaryota; Metazoa; Platyhelminthes; Cestoda; Cyclophyllidea; Hymenolepididae
Source: the annotation of a GenBank genome assembly